This is a messenger RNA of Penicillium vulpinum, 1131 nucleotides long. RefSeq names its product zinc finger protein. Gene Ontology annotation, biological process: regulation of transcription by RNA polymerase II. The transcript has a single exon. Lineage: Eukaryota; Fungi; Ascomycota; Eurotiomycetes; Eurotiales; Aspergillaceae. The record is from RefSeq and is a predicted model, not a curated record. The coding region runs from base 1 to 1131 and encodes 376 amino acids. Gene Ontology annotation, molecular function: DNA-binding transcription factor activity; RNA polymerase II cis-regulatory region sequence-specific DNA binding.
AUGCUGAAAUGCGAGUGCGGCCGAUUAUUCGAGGACCGAAUAGCGCUCAGACAGCACGGAAUAGCCACACAUAGCCGUGAUUGCACUCACUGCGAUCGGAAAUUUGCGACUUCCAGCGCCUUAGACCAACAUACCCUUACACUCCAUAGUGAGCAGUGCGAUAGUUGCAAGGAAUGUUUCCGCAAUCGCAAGCAGCUAAGACGCCAUCAAGAGUCAACCACGCAUUGCUUUUGUCGCCCAUGCAAUCUAUAUUUCGAAUCAACCAAUGCCCUACGAAAACAUGAGCUUGCGCCCGGACACGUUGGCCAGUUCCACUGCUGCGACUGCGAUCGCGAUUUCGUAAACAGUUCUGCUCUCGAACAACACCUCCAGAACAAGAUCCACACGUUUACUAAAAGGCCCAAGGAAGGUUACGUAUGCGAGCAAUGCGAUCGAGGAUUCUCAAGCCAAAACGCAUUAAACCAACACCGCGGAUCACUAGUCCAUCGUCCUCUAAGCGAUCUAGAAUGCAUAGAUCCAAAAUGCCGGAAACGCUUCAAAAGCCCUUCAUCGCUCUUACACCACCUUGAAAGCGGUACUUGUCGCUCCGGAAUGAACAGAGACAAACUCAACGGUCUGAUAUGCGCCUACGAUACAGAUCAGAUAAUUUCCAUCCGGGGCCAGCCGCAAAUCGCAGCCUUCGAUGAUACUACCAGUACAUGCUCGGACUCAAGCACCGAGUCUGAGAUUAUCUAUACGCCGUGCAGCACGGUAUCCGGCCGCUCGCUUUCCCCAGUAGGAACAGCAGUACGGAGCUACAGCUCCAAGCCUAAGAAAUUCUUAGGUAUAGGGUGUAGCGAGUGUACACGGACAUUCAAAUCCCUAGAGGCACUUGAUCAACACCGACAAUCGGCUGCUCAUUCAAGUGCUCUUUUCAACUGUCCGGCGCCGUUGCUGAUCGGCAACUCGGCGGCCCCUAUUCCUCUUAGCUCUCUGCGGUCUUUUAAUACGGUCAGUGGGCUGGUGCAGCAUCUUGAGUCUGGGGCUUGUGCGGGGGGCUUGACGAUGCUUCGCGAGGCAGCGGGGUACAUCGAAAAUUGUCUUCAGAAUAUGGGACUGAAAAGGAGUAUCUUGAUAAAGGAUGUGAAAUAG